GCGCGGAGUCGUCUUGCUGCUGCGUCUUAAGACGCUACGCACGCGGGAUCUCUACACGCGCAGGAGGCUUUUGAAGCCGCGCCCCGGGGUCUACUGUCGGCCGCUUUGCACGCAGCUUUCUAGCACUGCUGCUAGCUUUGUGCUUGGGUCAUGUCGCAGCCCAGUAUCCCCGCACAUAUACUGUAUGCCCUACGGGUCGGGGGCGACGCCGAGGCUGUCUCCCAAUGGCUCGCGUCCGAGGAUGGUGAGGAGGUAUUGACAUCAGCGAUGGCGGAGGCUGCGAUCAGCCACGAAUACACCACCGAGGCAAAACUCCGCUUCGUCCAGCUGGCUCUCGCUCGCGGCGCGGACCCGAAUCGAAUGUGUAAUGUCAAAACUGACCCGUUUACACAACUUUCAGACCUUCAGUUAUUCACCACGCUGUGCAUGGUCUCAACGCAAGCUACGGACUUGUCCCCGCGACUGAUCGAUCUGCUGAUUAGAUGGGGCGCGGGCGUCGAUUGGUUGCAAGCUAGGGUCACAUUUCCGAUAGAGGAUGACCGAACGGCUAUUCACAAAUACUCUCCUCUCGCUUGUGCAAUUCUCUACUCCUCCAGUUACGGGACACGACACAUAGCGGUCGCCCACGCGCUGUUGCGCUGCGGGGCGAGUCUGGACUUCGUCGCAAAGAUUACGGUCAAAGACGCGCAAGGAACCAAACUCGGGAGCCGAUCUGAGUCGAUCGAAUGGGUCCUGGGUGAGAAAGAACGGCGGGAGCCCUCGCUGGCCGAUAAGGCGCACUACCUCGCGCUCAAGGCGUUUCUGCUUUCCGUGCGCGCGGCCGGCGAUUAUCGUAGCUUUGUGAUCGAGCAACGACGAACGUGCGCGUUGGUGCGGCAUCUGGCGCUGCGUGAUCGUGCGACGACGCACGACUGCGUCUUAAAAUUCCUCGCCCGCACGGGCGAACGGGGCUUGUUCCGACGAGUUCUCUCGUACCUAUCGCCGCCGCUGCCACCGCCCACAACAACAACUCUCAAUAUAAGCAUUCCAUGGGCGGAAACUGGCGAAGAAACUUUCUUUCAGAUUAAGUCCAGAACAACACUCAUGAAGCUGUUUAGGGCCUUCGCGAGACGAGUAGGCCUCCCUGUCGGCCGAUUGGCUUUUAGCCUGCCCGGCUCUGAGUUACUGAUUGAGGGCUUCCAGAAGCCCGCGGACAUUGGUCUCGCAAAUGGUUCGCGUAUCGAUGCUAUGCCCUACGCCGAGCACCCCGCGGUCCUCCGGAAGCAAGCCGCAGCCGCGGCCGCCGUCGCAGCCGCUGCGGCGAGGCAGUACCUUGAGGCCCUCGAAGCCCUUAGAAAGAGGCCCUGCCUGUGGCUGGCGCGUAGGUGGAUGAGCUAGUAUGUAAGUAUGUUGUACAGAGG
Molecule: messenger RNA, 1400 nt
Organism: Pelagomonas calceolata
Lineage: Eukaryota; Pelagophyceae; Pelagomonadales; Pelagomonadaceae
Source: the annotation of a GenBank genome assembly